UGCGUAUUUUAGGUACCUUUACCGCAUUUUCGAAUCGUUCAUCUGACAUCACCGUCGCGGGGCCGGGGGACACGGGGGCGGACGACAGCCCGGUCGCUCGCCAGUGUGACGCGGGGCGCCGCGCCGGCCGCACGCGACAUGCGCGCCCUCUAGCGUAUUAUGUUCCUCCCCGACCUCCCGCGAGCCUGCAUGGUGGACGACGUAGCGACGUACCUCCAAGCGCCCUCCUCGGGACAGGACGAGUUCCAUCCGUUCAUAGAGGCCCUGAUGCCUUUUGUAAAGUCCUUUUCGUACACGUGGUUCAAUUUACAAGCGGCCAAACGGAAAUAUUAUAAGAAACACGAAAAACGGAUGAGUCUUGAGGAGGAGCGGCACACAAAAUAUGAGUUACAAAACGAAAAAGCAGAAGUGAAACAAAAAUGGGCAUCGAGAUUGCUAGGGAAACUGCGGAAGGACAUAACGCAAGAUUGCAGAGAGGAUUUUGUACUCAGCAUAACGGGCAAGAGGCCAGCUGUGUGCGUCCUCUCCAACCCAGACCAGAAGGGCAAGAUGAGGAGAAUAGAUUGCCUGAGACAGGCGGAUAAGGUCUGGCGUCUCGACCUAGUGAUGGUGAUACUAUUCAAAGCUAUCCCCCUAGAGAGUACGGACGGCGAACGGCUCGAGAAGCACCCGGAAUGUACGCAGCCCGGGCUGUGCGUGAACCCGUACCACAUCAACGUGUCAGUGCGCGAGCUCGACCUGUACCUGGCCAACUUCAUUAACAGCUAUGGUAAUGGGAGCGACGGUCUGCCAGAUAUCCUAAGCGGGUCUCUCUCGCCCCACCCGCCUAGGGACAAAGAGAACGAACACGAGGCUAAGAGCAAAGGCUAUAGUCACAAUCCGUACAACGGAGUAAUUUGCAACGAUAUUAUUCUAGCCACUGGUGUCUUCUCUUCAAAGGAGCUAUGGAAGUUGUCGAAAGCAUCAAUCCUCCAAGAGACAGGCUCGGAGUCGCCGGGCGGUUCGGGUGGCGGCAUUAAGCUGGAGUCUGGCUACUACUGUGGGUACAACAGCCCCGCGCCGCCCGCCUUCGAGCCCGCCGCUGAGAGGGUCACGCCUUCGAUGCUGGCCGGACAGUGCUUUAGCAUACCCCACAGUUCAGCGGGUCUGAGCGUGUCGCAGCCCCUGGUGCCAUCCAACACGAUCUUCUACCAGCACGCGCCCACGGACACCCAUCCCACCGGUAACUACGCCUCAUCGGAAGCGCUGAGCAGUCAACACUCGGGCAAGUACGACGGCGCGCCGCAGGACUCACUCGGGGACUUCGUCACGUUCGUAUGUCAGGAGCCUCCCGCUGACGUCCAGCAGUUGCAGGUCCACGCGUUAUCGCGGAGUCCGAAGCCAGCGUACUUCAGCAGUACGAUGCUGCCCCCGCCCCCGCUACCGCCUAUGGCGCGCCCCGUCGCCAUCAUCCGCUCCACCGGUGAGUACACCAGCGAGCUAGUCCCGGGCGGGGGUUCCCCCGGGCCGGCGUCGCCGCGCUCGCCGCCCACGUCGCCGCGCCGCCGCUCGCCGCACUACCGCGCCGACUGCCACGCCUUCCCGCCCUACCACCAGCAACAGGUGUUCAGCUACGGGUCCCUGGGCGGCGUGGGCCUGGGCGGCGCGGUGGGGGCGGGGGGCGCGGGGGGCGUGUCCCCGCCGGGGGGGCUCGGGCUCUACGCGCCGAGGAACAACCGACCCCCGCCUAGAUGGAAUCCACCUUUCACAACUUUGGAAGACGAGUUCAACAUCAUGACGGCGCCGACGGGGCCCGACCACGUUGUGCUACUAGAUGAUGAACGCUUCUUCCAAUCGAGCGUGAUAACGUCCGAGGGCGCUCCAAUGGACACUAGCGGGGCUGUGACCGGCGUCGUAGAAGCCGACGAGCUCGCGCCCGACAAACCCGCGCCCGCGCUCCGCUCGCCGUGAUCCCACGCCCCCGCCCUCUACCCGCCCGGCGACGGACCCAGCGGGGACGGUAUGAUAAUGCACCUCACCUCUAGGGACGACGCCGGGACCACCACCGACGCUAUGCUCCUACCCAUCGUCUCUAGAGCCGACGACCUGCGUAAUCAAACGAUGCUGUCUAGGGGGGAUGCGAGGAGUCAACACCUGCGUAAUCAAACGAUGCUGUCUGGAGAGGAUGCGAGAAACCAAGACCUGAGAAGCGAGUCUUCACUCUUGCCGAUGACAACUAGAUCCGACGACCUGCGAAGCGAGAAUAUGCUACUACCUAUUACAUCUAGAUCGGAUGACUUGCGAAGUAAGACGAUGCUACACCCUCUUACGUCUAGAUCGGAUGAUAUGAGAAGCGAGACGAUGCUACUACCUGUUACGUCUAGAAGCGAUCCACUACCCAUCGUGAGUAGAGCCGAUGACCGAACGAUGCUGAGGGACGAUCGCAGCGAAUCUAUACUCUUACCUAUUACUUCUAGAUCGGAUGACCUGCGAAACGAGAGUAUGCUUCUACCCGCUACAUCUAGAUCGGAUGACCCGUCAUUGUUACUACCGAUCGUAUCUAGAUUAGACGACCGCACGCAUUCCAUACUGAGGAACGAUCGAAGCGAUUCCAUGUUCGUACCCGUCACGUCUAGAAGCGAUUCGACGCUACUACCCGUCGUUUGUAGAUCGGAUGAUCCGAUGUUGAGGAACGACCGAAGCGAGUCUAUGCUUCUACCCGUCACGUCUAACGAAUCUACACUACCAAACACGUCGAGGGCAGAAUUGUCGGAGUCCACGGUGAUAUAUUCGGGAGUGAGUGCGUGGAGUAAUCAACCCGUUUCGUCUACAGUGCUUAGAUGGACACCCGCUCCACCACCUCAUUGGAGACCUGUAACUCAUAGAACUGCGUGAGUGUUGAUAGGUCUUCCAUCGUUUCGACAGACUUGGUCAGACUUUGUGAAAUUUUUCGGCAGUUUUAUUUUUGAUGAGGACUUAAUUGAUACUGAGGCUAUGUACUUAUCUUCAAUAUAAAGGAGAUCGUUUGUUCAUGUCAAGCACCAUUAAAUACUCAACUGGAGAUUAAUUUUUCAAGUGUAUGUUUUGGAUAGUAAAUGUAUUAUAAGUGUUUAUGUUGACGCACAAAAGUUCGAUGAAAUCAUAUAGUGAAGAUUUUUUUUUACAAACGUAAGUGUCCAAACAUGAUGUUGAUUUAUGCAAGUUCUGCUUAAGAGGGCGGUAGGAGAGGGGGCAAAAUGUAUGUAAAUAUUAUUAAAUAAAAACGGCAUUGAAUCAAAACCGGCAAAUUGUAGUAGAAAUAUAGAUUUUACAAUUGUACUUACACGUAACGAUUGCCUGUAGUCGAUCGACAACUCGUCACCGACGAUGUGACUUUGUCACAGCGGCACAUAAUUAAAAAAUAUUAAAAGCGCCAUCUACUCGAGGAUUCCUGAAACCAGAGGCAUUCGAUACUGUAACUACCUACUCGUUAAGGCUAACAAAAUACUCCAACGAUAAUUAUUGUGUAUUAUAGAUAAAGCUACGAAAAUUAAAACAACAUAAUAAUAUUCUAAUAUUUUUAUAGAAUAUAAAACAAGUAUGAUAUGAUCAAGCCUUCCAGUAAUUUAGUGAAAUAAAAAAAAUGUUAAUGAGAGUAAAUACAGCUUAUAAACUGUUAUUUUGCUGUAAGACAGAUAAAACGGAAUUAAUGCUUCCAGUUACUAUAGCGUCAAAUAAAUUUCUAUUGACGAAAGUGUGAUAAUAAUUGAGUUGUUUUUCUUGUUUCGUUGUUGUGUGUUUUGUAUUGAAAAAGUAUAGAAUAAGCGGUACUUAAUAGAUUACAACUUCUUUUUUUUUAUUAUUUAUUUAUUAAACGAAUAUUUAAUAAAGACGAGCCUUGCUUAUGAGAUUAGUUUAGUUGUAUUGUUAGUGGCCGAGGCUAGCUACUUUAUUGUAGUUCAUUCGACUCAACAAACAAUGUUUCAAACAUUUACAAAUCGAUGGUGAAAAUUUGAUAAGCAAAUGAAACUCUUUUAGGGAAUUGUACAAAUGUAGAAAAACAGUUCAUAAGUGUAUGUGUACUUGGACAAAAAUGAUUUAGUUGAUCUCAUAUAAAGCAUUGAUAAGUUGAGUCGAAAGCUAUAAUAUUUUGGCACUCGUAUUUAGUUUGACGGGUGUCGAAAGACAUUUUAUAGGUGCCUUUCUUAAAAGUUAUAUAAUAAAUUAAUUACUCAGUAGGAACUUGUAAAUUGUAGUGUUGUUUUAAUAAAAUCCAUCCGCUCAUACCUUUAACUUUGGCCCUAAUCCUAACUCAUUAAAUGUUAAAUUAAAUUUCUUUUUUCUGUAACCAAUAAGCAAUCCUACCUGGAGUACAAUGAGGUGAAGAGGGCAAGUGUAUAUUUUUACUUAUAUUUUUUGUUACGUUCAUAACGAAUAGGUUAGAUCUAUCACAAUAAAGUCAAACGAUAGGCAUAAAAUAUUUGCGUGAAUCAAUUCCCAUUGUUUAGCUGCAUUGUAAUUAAUUGCUAUGUUCUUGAAAGAGAACGGAAAAACUAAUAAGUCUCAGCGUAUUUUUUUUCGAUUGUAUAAAAGCAAGCACGCACAUACACGUGGUUCUAUAUAGCCUGUCUAAUGAAUUGUGAUCUUCCAAAAGAGUUUCCAUCCCAUUUCAUCGAGAGGCAAAUUUAAAAAUUCUGUAGCUAUAAACACUUUGAGGGACAAAUAGACUUGAAACUUUAUAUUAACUGAUAAAUAAAACAUUAUAACCAACUUUGAAAGAAGGAGAGGUCGUCAAUACUGCUACAUAUUUUUUUAACCUCAUUGCUCUGAGAUUUGUAGACGGAUUAUAAUGAUUGAUUUUCCAAUAGCUAUUUGGUGUUCAGUGACUGGUAGUUUAUCCUAAUUUAUAGAAAAAUACCUAUAAUUGAUGAUAUCUAUUCUAAAUAUUUUAUCUCGUGUGUCCACGUCUCGUCUGUUACACGAGAUUUUAAAACAUUAAUUAUGCGUUUUAUCUUUUCUUUUAUUUAUACAAUAUCUACACUUUCUGAAAGAAACCAACAGCAACAUAAACAUGUUAUGAUAAAAGUAAAAAAAAUAAAAUAGGUACCCAAAUAAACGAAAGUAUCAAAAUCCACCAUCCGUGUAACGUCAAAGUGAUAGUUCUAAUAUUGCCAUAUUCAAAAUUUAAAAAAAUAGUAGGGUGACCAUUCAUUAGACAGACUAUCACCGGCAUUGUGUAUUCAGUUAAAAGUAUCAUUAUUCACUUCGUAAUUUUAAUUAAACACUAUUGGUUACAGAAUAAAAUGAAAAUUAAUAAUUCUUAUAAUCCUUUUCUUGUAGUACUUGUAUUUAUAAGAAAAUUAUAUAUCUUUUUUUUUGUCAUACCAUAUUAUUUUGCAAUACCGUGGCCAUACGAGAAAAGCUAGUCAUUAGAAUUACAAUGUAAAUUUAAUAUAACUUAAAAUUAUUAAAAAAAUAUUUACAUUUAUAAAUAAAACCCCUUACGUUUAUUAGUAAGGGGUAGAACCUAAAAUUGUGGCCAAAUUACGAUUAAUAAAUCCAAAUAUAUAUACACGAUUUUAAUAGUUUAGUGUUAUAAGUACAAUAAGUUGUCAGUUUACUAGGGAAAAUGGUGAUCAUUAUGAAAUUUGGCUGCUUAAAUAUUAACUUAAAAGGGAUUUACAUAGAUUAAUUGAUGAAAUUGUUUUAAACUUACUCCGAACAUUUUAAUUUUAACAGACGAAACUUCAACAGUUGUUUUACUUUUACGAACAAAAAUAUUUCUUUCAAGACCUGCUGCGCUGACGUUUAUACUUUUCUCUUUUAAUUCAAAUUUAAUUCUCUAUUUACUAAUAAAACAGAUUAAGCCGUCAUGUUUCUCAUUAAACUAUUAAUCACCAUUUUACGUGAAUAUUGUAUAAUUUCUAACAUUAUCUAAUUGUCAAGCUUUGCCGUUUGAUUUAAAGAUUCUAUAACCGUUGUCAAUUUGAGUUAACGCCUUAGGAUUCUUGAUUUUUGAAAAUUUAGUAAAUAGAAUAUAUGUAGGAGACGUAGCAAUAAAUGACAAGCAAUAACUAUAAAAAUAAUUAUAAUAACGAGUACAGCUUUAGGGAAGCUAGAGAUUGGUACUGAGAGUAGUUGGAUCCUAUAUUCAUGAAAUUACUUGCAAAAUAUUUUUUCUAUAUAGAAAUGUGGCUAAACAGACUGGGUUAUAUGAAUACCUAUAAAUCGAUUAUAAUUAUAGGCAGUUUGGUACAAGUAAUACGAGUAUAAUAGCUAUUCACAGAACAAAAUACUAUAUUAGACUUUAUAACAGCGUAAUAGUUCAACUAGGCAGAAAGGCGGGAAUUAGUCAAUUGCUAGCUAUAGACAUUAGAGGAUAUAAACAGUUAGAAGAAUAAAAUAGUGAAGUCACUUAAGGCUUGUUGAUUACAUUGAUUCGAAGUACAUACACAAUUUCGUCGUAUUAUAAAAACCGAACGAUUUGAACGUGUAACGUGGUAAGACAGUAAAAUUAUGGUGACGAAUUUAAAAGCUCAUUGGUGCCGAAAAUUCUAGACUGUGAUUCAAUUGUUCAUUCUGAACGUGUCUUAUAUUGAAAUAGUUGUUUUGUAUGAUUGGCAAUAUGUACAGCUAAAGUGCUGAUGGAAACGAAUAAUACACUGUAUUAUAAAUUAAAGACGGACAGAACAUGUUGUAUGAAAUGCAUUUGUUGUUAAAGUAAUAAAGAUUUGUAACCAUAAAUAUAAAGCCGUGAGGUGUUAUUAAACUUUUAAUUUUGUUAACAGCAUUAGUGGAUUGGGUAGUAGUUGGUUGAAUAGCUUUGCUAUGAUUUCCGUGCGUCAGUGACAAAUCUUAUAAAUUAAAAUUCAACACUGUGUAAGUAUUCAACUAUAUGUAGUGAGUCAUACGUAACAUGUGUAAUUUAUAUGAUUGUCAUUGCGCACACGUUUUUGUAUAUUGGUUUUUUACUAGCACCACUGUUACGAUAUGGAGUAAUAAUUGGAAGCCUAAACAUUAUGUGCCUUAGAUACAACAAUAUUGUAUGAUAUUUAUGAUGCGUUCUAUACAACGUGCUAACUAGAGAUAAAGAUAAACAUUAUUUUCAAAGCCUGGGACGUGAAUAAUUGUCUUAAUUGUUAGAUUUAAUUUCGGCGAAGGCUUUUAUGUAUGGAUUUGAAUCUCCUUAAGAUUUCUAGUACUUUAGAAUGCCCUAUUAAUUUUUGUUUUCUUGCUAUGACAUUAACCCAUUAGCUGAAAUUAAUUAAUAAUAUUUUUGAACCCAUUGAUUUAUCAAAAUUGAUGAGAAACUGGGCACCCAGCAGUCUGGAAGUUAAUUUCGAAUCCAGAGUACUUAUAUUACAAUUGUAACCCUCGUCUAAUGUUUAUUGUACAAUUAUUAAGUAACGCUUCUAUGCGUAGUUUGCUGAAAAUAUGAAUACUUCGACUAUAUUAUAUAUAAUUUUAGUAAUUACCUACAAUUGUACCCGUUUAAGUACUCGUAUUUUACAGGCAUGUGUAUCCUAAUCAAAGCCACAAUCGAAUUAGGCACGCUAUUCAUUUCAAAAUGAUAAAACUACUUAUCUUUAAUUUUCGCAUGUUUUUUUUAAUAUUGCCUACCUAUUAUUACUAUUCUUCAGACUAACAAAAAUUUAUAUUCGAAAUGAAUACACAAUGGUAUUUUUGUUGUUUUUCUAUUCACAAUCAUAAGUCGUUAUUAGAAUCACAAAUCCGUCUUAUUAUUAGGUUUGUGGAUUUUGGACAUUGAAAAUAACUUACAUACGUAAAUAAAAUAGAAACUAAUUGUAAGUAUAAUUAACCAAUAGAAGAAUACUCCUAGUUACGGAUUUUUUAGUUGAUUUUAUAUUAUGUGUAAUAAUGAUUAUUUUGUUUUAGCGAAUUUAUGAAUUAUUUUUAGUUCAACCUAUUUUGUGUCCGUUGUAUUAUUGUCUGUAAAUAUGUUCCGAAAUGUAUUUAUAAUUUAAUCUGUAUAAUUUAUUAGUAGAAAACGUAUUGAUGUGUUACGUUUGUCAUAAUAAUAUUAAUAUCCUUACAGCGCUUUCAUAUUUUAUAUUUUCAUGAUUUUUACAUUUUCUUUGUAAUCCAAGCCGUUAUUGAAUCAAAUGUACUAUUUGAAUAGAACCGUAAGAGACGAGGUCCGUUUGUUCAAACACUUGAGAUAGUUCAUUCGAUUCGAACGUAAUAACUAAAGAUAGACUUGUAAAAAUGUUAUAACAUGUAUUUUUAACCUAUACAUAGUAAGAUAUUUAUAGAUUUUUAGUCGUUUAAUUAUUUCGAACGACUUGUUAUAAAGAAAAUUGGUGCUUAAAGCUUAAACAAAAUAUGAGUCGGCACAAAAUUGUGUCGUGUGUGUAUUGUCAUGGAGAGGUCAGAGCAUAAUGACAUAGCAUGCGUUGUUAUGCUUACAUUCGAUGUGAAAUUGUUUACGAUAAAUAAAUAAAAAACACAUCAACGUAACGCUGUUACAAAGUCACCGCGUACGGAGAGUAAAAAAAUAUAAUUGGCGCCAUUAAGACAGCGCCAUCUAUAUUUCUUAUCUCAUACUCUAUUAAGACAGCGCCAUCUAUAUUUAUUUUCUCGAACUCCUUAAAUUAAGAGGUGCAAAAACCAAACGAUUUCACAUCACAAUGUAAGCAGUUAUAAUAAUGUAGGUAAACUUUGCUCAAUAUCGAUGAAAACUGAAAAGUGUUACAGUUGAUGCAAUACAAACAAACAAACACAU
Chilo suppressalis (striped riceborer) is the source of this 8701-nucleotide messenger RNA. Lineage: Eukaryota; Metazoa; Arthropoda; Insecta; Lepidoptera; Crambidae. The record is from the annotation of a GenBank genome assembly.